AUGCUUGCUUUGAUGAACACACCAGCAACGACCCGUAGCCGCUUCAUGGCGAUGCAUGGUCCCUGCAUGCAAGUGGCGGUGCGAUCCAUAUCGCAGUACCAUUUUGAUACCUUUAAGUUUGUGGAGCGAUUAGAAAAUGAAGGAUUUACCAGAGAACAAAGUGAAGCGAUUAUGGCUUCUCUACGUGAAGUCAUUUCCGAAAGUAUGACAGGAUUGACCAAGAGCAUGGUGUCGAAAGCCGAGCAAGAAAAGACUGUAUACACGUACAAGGUCGAUUUUGCUCAGUUAAAGUCCGAGAUUCAGUUGCUGGAAAAGAAUGACUUUGUCAUGAUGAAGGCGGAAAACGAGCGAUUACAGGGCGAGCUUGAAAAGUUGAGACAAAAACUGCGCGAAGAGAUCACGCGCACGCAGGCCAAUGUGCGAUUGGAUCUGAAUCUGGAGAAAGGCCGCAUUCGAGACGAAGCCAGUGCCCAAGAGAUCAAGGUCAAAGAAACGGAUACCCGCAUUGAAAGUGAAAUUGCUGGAUUGCGCACGCAAAUGGAAGCCAUCAAAUUCCAGAUAUUGCAGUAUAUGAUCGGUACCAUGACUGGUGCCGGUGCUCUCUUCCUCGCCUACCUCCGCAUGCUUCGAUAA
This is a messenger RNA of Radiomyces spectabilis, 633 nucleotides long. RefSeq lists its product as uncharacterized. Lineage: Eukaryota; Fungi; Mucoromycota; Mucoromycetes; Mucorales; Radiomycetaceae. The transcript is spliced from 3 exons. Bases 1 to 633 code for a protein of 210 amino acids. The record is from RefSeq and is a predicted model, not a curated record. Gene Ontology annotation, cellular component: mitochondrion.